Messenger RNA from Wickerhamiella sorbophila, 966 nucleotides. RefSeq names its product 37S ribosomal protein S9, mitochondrial. Gene Ontology annotation, molecular function: structural constituent of ribosome; RNA binding. Lineage: Eukaryota; Fungi; Ascomycota; Dipodascomycetes; Dipodascales; Trichomonascaceae. The record is from RefSeq and is a predicted model, not a curated record. Gene Ontology annotation, cellular component: mitochondrial small ribosomal subunit; ribosome. The coding region runs from base 1 to 966 and encodes 321 amino acids. Gene Ontology annotation, biological process: translation. The transcript has a single exon.
AUGUUUAAAUUAUAUCGGGGACUGGCGUUAGCCCGGCUAGCGCCGCGGAUUCCGGUUCGAUAUGUUGCUCAGAACAGCGGCAUGUCUGUGCUGGAGCACCGUAUCAACGACACUGCGCGCGAGCUUGAGGAGCGUAGCAGUGCGCGCUCGUCCAAGGGCAAUCUGGCCGAAGACACCGUCAACUACGGCGACAGUGCUCACCUGCGGCCUGAUUUGGCCCGCUUGCGAGUAGUUCCCCGCGACCGUGCUUUUUAUAUGAUGAACCCGCCGCACGAGGAGGUUAUGCGUCGUCUGAACGAGCUCAUCCAAACUUAUAUCAACCUGCCUACUGUUCAAACCAAAAACACGACCUCCACAUGGCUUUCUUUCGAGGACUACCGCUCCCGAGUGGGUGCUAUGCGUUUGAGACCCACGCAGUACAAGCAGUUUAUCAAGCUGGCCAACCGACUGAACAAUAUUGAUCCGCAGGUUAUGCCCAUUGAGGUCGAGGAUCUGUUGGCCAAGCUCAAGAGUGAAAACCAGCAGUCUGGCACUUUUUCGCUGAUCAACAAACUCAAGCUGGAUCAGCAGGGUCGCGCGGUCGCGGUUGGCCAUCGCAAAACCUCCUCGGCCAGAGUUAUGGUCGCAGAGGCUCGCGAGGGAACAGUCGGUCAGAUCCUCGUUAAUGGCAAGCCUCUUACCGAGACUUUUGUCAACGAAAUCUACCGCCGUCGCAUCGUCUAUCCUCUGGAAGUCGUUGAAGGCGUUGGCAAGUACAACGUCUUUGCAACUGUGCAGGGCGGCGGUAUCACUGGCCAGGCCGACGCGGUUGCGCACGGAUUGGGCAAAGCUCUGCGUAUCCAGAACCCAUUACUCGGUCCUCGGUUGAGACACGCAGGCUGCGUCAAGCGCGAUCUCCGCGAGAAGGAGCGUAAGAAGCCUGGUCUUGCAAAGGCUCGUAAGGCAUACACCUGGGUUAAACGUUAA